This is a messenger RNA of Syngnathus typhle (broad-nosed pipefish), 3449 nucleotides long. RefSeq names its product alpha-1,6-mannosylglycoprotein 6-beta-N-acetylglucosaminyltransferase B-like. The coding region runs from base 373 to 2790 and encodes 805 amino acids. Gene Ontology annotation, cellular component: Golgi apparatus. Gene Ontology annotation, biological process: protein N-linked glycosylation. NCBI's taxonomy places the organism in Eukaryota, Metazoa, Chordata, Actinopteri, Syngnathiformes, Syngnathidae. The transcript is spliced from 17 exons. Gene Ontology annotation, molecular function: alpha-1,6-mannosylglycoprotein 6-beta-N-acetylglucosaminyltransferase activity. The record is from RefSeq and is a predicted model, not a curated record.
GGCACAUUUUGCGGGGCUUCAGUGAGAAGUUAAAACCACCUCUCCAGCGUUGCGAGGAAGCGACCAGGCAUGCCGCUACGUUGACGCAGACACUCGCCAAUUUCAUCUACAUUCAACGUCGCCAUUUUCCUAAGGAAGUUAAGAAGGCGGGGAAAAACCAACAACAACCUGCGGCGAUUUCACUGGGGAGUCGCCAGGCUUCGCGGUAAGAAAAACGAAAAAAGUCGACAGAAACGGAAGAGAAAGUCCGGAUAAAACUUUUCCACUUUUCCACCAAGGGAAUUCUGUCUUAAAAUCCUCUCAUUGGAACAUGUUUGGUCAGCACUUGCUACAAGCCACAACGUCCAUGUCAGGGGUCGCUUGUUUUGGGAAAUGACUGUCAGCACCGACGGCAAAAUAAUGGUCAGAAGAUGGCUCGUGACGUUCAAGCCGUUCAGGAUAUUCGUGGUGGGAAUAGGCUUCUUCAGCCUGUGCUUUCUAAUGACUUCUCUAGGGGGGCAAUUCUCAGCCAAGAGAUUGGGGGACUCCCCCUUCACCAUCCGUACUGAAGUGCUGGGAGGUGUGGAGUCACGUGGCGUGCUGAGGAAGAUCAGUGACAUGCUGGAGGUGAUUCUGAAACGAAUGGACAGCCUGGCCAAGUUGGACAACGCCACCGCCGCCGAUACGAGACGCCUGGACGAGCUCAGCUCUGCAAUCAACAAAUUUCAACCAGCCGGCCUCAUGGAGAUGAUCCAGACUAUUGCUCAGAAUGUCUCCAACAUGGCCGUCAGAGUGGAGCAGAUACUGCAAACCAGCAUCCUGCAAGGAAAAGCUUUGCGAGAUGGAACAUCAAGCCAGUGCGAGGUACCCAAAGACCCCCGCUACCCAGAGUGUCCCGGAAAAGUGGAUUGGAUGCGAGCACGGUGGACCUCUGACCCUUGCUAUGCGUUCUACGGUGUAGACGGCUCCGACUGCUCCUUCCUCGUCUACCUGAGCGAAGUGGAGUGGUUUUGCCCCCCGCUGGUCUGGAGGAACCACAGCAGCCCGCCCAGCCCCCAGCAAGUCCAGCAGCCCAAGGGCACCAAGAGGCCUGCUGCCUUCCGCACGGAUCUGUCCAUGUUACUCGACCAGAUCGGCGCGGGAAAAGAGUCUUUGAGCUUCAUGAAGCGUAGAAUCCGACGUCUCGCGCCGCAGUGGACGACGGCUGCCAACCGCCUCAAUACCAAGCUGGAGCAUCGCUGGAGGGACCAAAAAAAGAUCCUAAUCCACGUCGGGUUUCUAACCGAGGAGUCUGGCGACGUUUUCAGCCCCAAGGUGCUGAAAGGGGGUCCUCUGGGCGAAAUGGUCCAAUGGGCCGAUAUCCUCACCACGCUCCACGUUCUGGGACACAACCUGAAGAUCUCAAUGUCUGUCAAGGAGCUCCAGAGCUUCCUGGGUGUGCCCCCCGGCAGAGGCAGUUGCCCACUGACUGGCCCGCUGCCGUUUGACCUCAUCUAUACGGACUACCACGGCCUGCAGCAGAUGAAGCAGCACAUGGGGCUCUCGCUAAAGAGACACAAAUGUCACAUCCGAGUGAUUGACACGUUUGGCACAGAGCCAGCUUACAACCACGAGGAGUACGCUACUCUGCACGGAUACCGGACCAACUGGGGCUAUUGGAACCUGAACGCCAGGCAGUACAUGACCAUGUUCCCUCACACGCCAGACAACUCCUUUAUGGGCUUCGUGUCGGAGGAGCUGAACGACACGGAAAAGAGGAGCAUCCGGGAAAAUAAAGUCAACAGCAUGGCGGUGGUGUACGGGAAGGAGGCCAGCAUGUGGAAGGUACAAAGGGGGGGGGGGGGGGGGGGCAAAGAAGGUUUCCUGCAGAUUCUCCAUAAAUACAUGGAGGUCCACGGCACGGUGUACUACGAGACGCAGAGACCUCCGGAGGUUCCGGCCUUUGUCAAGAACCACGGCCUGCUGCCCCAGCACGAGCUGCAGCAGCUGCUGCGCAAAGCAAAACUCUUCAUCGGCUUUGGUUUUCCAUAUGAAGGCCCCGCCCCCUUGGAAGCGAUUGCCAACGGUUGCGUUUUCCUCCAGCCAAAGUUUAAACCGCCUCACAGCUCGCUCAAUCACGAGUUCUUCAAGGGAAAGCCCACAUCAAGAGAAGUGUCGUCGCAGCAUCCCUACGCGGAGCAAUACAUCGGCAGGCCUCACGUCAUCACCGUGGAUUACAACAACUCUGUGGAGUUUGACGCUGCCAUCAGAGAGAUUAUGAGAACCAAGGUUGAACCGUACCUGCCUUACGAGUACACGUGCGAGGGCAUGUUGGAGCGAGUGCACGCCUACAUACAGCAGCAGGACUUUUGUGCCUCGGAGCCAGCCUUCAUCCCCGCCAACGUGUCCAGGCAGGGCGACAACCUCGCGAGGCCUCUCUUUGUGGCCCUGGCCAACUCCACUGCCCUGGGCUGGGCGCCCGACGUGGCCGCCACCGCCUGGCCGCCUCUCAGCUCCCUGCGGCUGCUCGUAUCGCAAGAGGGAGAGUCGUGCGUGGAGGCGUGCCGGAGCCACGGCUUCAUCUGCGAGCCCGCUCACUUUCGCUUCAUCAACAACAAGGAGGCUCUGCGCAGGUUGGACGUGCAGUGCGAGGUGCUAGACUCGGAGAUGAACCACGUCCUCCCGGCCUUCUCCGUGUUACGACGCGAGUGCGGACUUCAGCGGGAGCCCCUGCUCUUCAGCUGCGCUGGCCACUCGCCGAAAUACAGACGCCUGUGCCCCUGCAGGGACUUCCGGCGGGGACAGGUGGCGCUGUGCAGGGACUGCCUCUGAUCAUAGGACUAGAAUUGGAAGAAUUGGCGCUGAGGCAGGUAAUGAAUGAGCGCUUUCCUGACAGUGCAGGGAGGCGGCCUCCCCUUUGGAAGGAAGCAAGGAAGCGCUAUGCAUGAAUUUCAAAUGCUACAACGGGCACCAGGUAUGGAGCUUCCUAUGUGGCCGAGUUACUCAUUUGGAGCGUUUGGAAAGCAGACCGGAGUGGAGCCCGCCUCUCCCUGGGGGACUUGAGGAACUCAUCCGUUCAUUUUGGGAUCACUUAGUCGUCACUUCUGGAGGCAGAGAAGGCCGCUGUGUCGUUUCUUCGCACGCGUGGACUCCAACGAGAAGGCGAGCACAGUUCAAUAUCCAAUCUUCUUUCAGCGCACGCACAAAAGGGAGACGGACAAGCGGGGGUUAUAGCCCCCCACCCCCACACAUCUCCCCCUCCCGUACCCACUCUUUCCUCUUCCGUUGUCGAUUGGCAGAGUCAUUUAUCAGACCAGGGCCGUGAGUCGGAGGCAACAUCGCUCAGUGUAAUCGUCUGUGGUCACAAAAGGCAGGAAAAGCAGCGGAGAGGAGCACAAAUAAAGGCGACAAAAUUAUUUUUCACUGAAUACGUUCGAGUGGAGUCCUCGGGGGCUGCCUGAUGGAGGUGAGGUCAUCAAAUAAAAAGAUCA